CCCGCCAUGGCGGGCCCGUAUCUGUCGCCCCUCGGGCCCCAGGCAGAUCUGCUCACGGAGUACAUGUUCGGCCGUCGUCGUCAGAGACGCAAUCGGACCACGUUCACGCCGCAACAGCUUCAGGAAUUGGAAUCCCUUUUCCAGAAAACGCAUUAUCCCGAUGUUUUCCUCAGAGAGGAAGUCGCACUUCGGAUAUCACUCUCGGAAGCACGUGUUCAGGUAUGGUUUCAAAACAGACGGGCAAAGUGGAGAAAGCAAGCUCGGUUACAAUUGCUGCAGGACGCGUGGAGAAUGCGAUGCUUAGGUUUAGGGAGCGCCACGCCGCUGCUGCUCGGCCGACCACCCCCCGGCGGCCUCGAGAGGACCACCGCUGCCGUCACCGAUGCGUCCUCGACUUCGCCGUCGUCGGCUCUCACGGGCUCGCCGAACGCGACCGACAAGCUACCCGAGAUUGGUGGUACCGUGUCGGUCUGCAGAGAUUUUAGAAUCCUGCCUCCACCGCCACCCGGAUACUCGGUACCUUGCGACAAAUCGCCUGAUAGGAUCAAGUGCCGAUGCGGAACGCCGCCCAGGAUCUGCGCGAGCCCCGUGGACCGUGGCGACGGCCUGGCGACGAGGGAGCGGCCGCAGGAAGCCGAGAUGGAUCUCACCCUGAAGGGUCACCAUCCAGCGUCCGCCAGACAUUCGUUAUUCCAUCACUUGCCGAGCAACCACCAGCAGCAGGACAUCGCGCAGAGCAUGGACGAGCCUCUGGACGUCACGCUCAACAGCGGCAAGAACAACUGAGGGCCGGAUGAGCGAGGACGGUCCGCGAUCGGUCAAUCUUACUCGCGAAGACAUUUCACCCUUCAAAAUCUCUUGACUUUUAAGUGCACGGUGUAAUCACGUUUGACAGCGAAUAACACGCGAGGUAAUGCAUAUCGUCGAACUCUCUCUGCAUCAGUUCCGAAAAUAAAAUAAACGAGAAGAAAAGUGAAUAUAAGAUGGGGAGAGGGGGGAAAAGAGCACGCGUUGAACACAUGUAUCAUUGUCUUUUUAAACUUUUGAAUGUUCUUAAAAUUUGUUUUGCCCUUUUACCCACAUUUAAAAUGUGGGUGAAAUUUUUUUACUAAAUUAUUAAAUUCUGUUUUACUAAAUUACUAUAUCAUAAG
Molecule: messenger RNA, 1151 nt
Organism: Temnothorax curvispinosus
Lineage: Eukaryota; Metazoa; Arthropoda; Insecta; Hymenoptera; Formicidae
Product: retinal homeobox protein Rx1
Exons: 4
Coding region: 7-786 (259 amino acids)
Biological process (GO): regulation of transcription by RNA polymerase II
Molecular function (GO): DNA-binding transcription factor activity, RNA polymerase II-specific; RNA polymerase II transcription regulatory region sequence-specific DNA binding
Source: RefSeq, a predicted model, not a curated record